Rhagoletis pomonella (apple maggot) is the source of this 1878-nucleotide messenger RNA. It is a transcript of the gene eIF3l, whose product is annotated as eukaryotic translation initiation factor 3 subunit L. The coding region runs from base 115 to 1731 and encodes 538 amino acids. Lineage: Eukaryota; Metazoa; Arthropoda; Insecta; Diptera; Tephritidae. The transcript has 4 exons. Gene Ontology annotation, molecular function: translation initiation factor activity; protein binding. The record is from RefSeq and is a predicted model, not a curated record. Gene Ontology annotation, biological process: translational initiation. Gene Ontology annotation, cellular component: cytoplasm; eukaryotic translation initiation factor 3 complex.
GAUGACAGAAAAAUACUCUUUUUCGUGGCAGAGAUUUUUCCGGACGUGCUUAUCGUUUUAGCUGUGACUUAUAAAGUGUAUAUUUAUUGGUAAAAAAUAUUAUAAACCUAAAAUAUGUACGGUGGUGAAGAUUAUGGAACCGUUGACUACUACGAUGAUUACGGUCACACCGGUGACCCGCAACUGGAUUUGGAGUACGAGCGUAAUUACUAUGCCAGCCGAAUGCCUGACAACGUGAAGUAUUUCCUGCAGAACUUCUGCCAAGCCAUUAAGGAGGGCGUCCUUUUCGACAUUCAGAAUAUGUACGAGAACACCUUUCCACAAAUCAGUGAUCAUCAUUUUGAUAAGAGUGCUUGGCCUGAUGAGCAAGAAGUAUCUGCAAUUGUAGAUAAUGAUAAAGUAUUUCUGAUUUUGUAUAAGGAAUUAUACUAUCGCCAUAUUCAUGCACGCAUACCAGGUGGCCCUAAAUUGGAUCAACGCAUCAAUUCAUUUUUCAACUAUUGUGACUUCUUUAAUUUAAUAAUUUCAUCCCAGAAUCCUGUCUCUUUAGAAUUGCCUGAUAUCUGGCUGUGGGAACUGGUCGAUGAAUUUGUUUACCAAUUUCAGAAUUUUGCUCAAUACAGGGCUCGCCUGACUGAUAAAACACAGGAAGAAAUCCAACAACUUUGCGUUAAUCACAGUAACGUUUGGAGCAUACUUUGUAUUUUGAAUGUUCUGCAUUCUCUUGUGGAUAUUUCCAAUAUCAAGAAGCAACUGGAAGCAAUUUCUCAGGGUAACGAUCCUCAAGGCGUUGCCGGUGAGUUUGGAGAAUUGUCAUUUUACAAGAUGUUGGGGUACUUCUCUCUCGUUGGCUUGCUGCGCGUGCAUUCGCUGUUGGGUGAUUAUUAUCAAGCCAUAAAAGUAUUGGAACCAAUUGAAAUUCACAAGAAAUCACAAUAUUCGCACAUACCCGCCUGCCAAAUUUCAACUUCUUAUUACGUUGGAUUCGCAUAUAUGAUGAUGCGACGUUAUGCUGAUGCUAUUCGAACCUUUUCUGAAAUUCUGCUCUACAUUCAACGCACCAAGCAGCUGUAUAGCACACGUUCUUACCAAAACGAUCAAAUCAACAAGCAAGCUGAACAGAUGUACCACCUGCUGGCGAUCUGUCUAGUGCUACACCCACAAUGCAUCGAUGAAUCUAUUCAACAGGUUCUACGUGAAAAAAACUACCAUGAUGCCAUGUUCAAAAUGCAGUGUGGCGAUUUGGAAGUAUUCAAGUCAUUCUUCAUCUUCGCUUGUCCACGAUUUGUAAGCCCAUGCCCCCCUGCCGCCGAUGCACCAUUGGAAGAUUAUGUAAAAGACCCAAUGGAACACCAGUUGAUGGUGUUUAUGGAUGAAGUGCGUCAGCAAAAGGAUUUGCCUACAACUCGUUCGUAUCUUAAGUUAUAUACAACAUUACCGUUGGCCAAAUUGGCCUCGUUUAUCGAUCCUAAUGCUAAUGAAGAUGAUAUUACGAAGCUACUUAUUCGCCUACUUUGUUUCAAACAUAAAAUGCGAAAUUUAGUUUGGACUAAAGGAUCUAGUGGCCUAGAAGGCAAUUUUAAAUCUGGCUCCGAGUUGGACUUCUAUAUUGAUGAUGACAUGAUUCAUAUUGCCGAUACAAAGGUUUCGCACCGUUAUGGCGACUUCUUUGUGCGGAAAAUAAUGAAGUUCAAUGACCUUAACCGCAAAUUAAAGAAUAUACACAUUUGAGCAGAGCCUCAGCAUAUUUCUCGUAAUUCGCAAUGUUUAUUUAAACAAAAUGCGCAUAAGUGAACAUAAUUUUGUAAUUCAAACCCCUGUAACUGGCACUUUUAUGGAAAAUAAAUAGGCGUUAAGCCUGCAGAAGAGCCGAUUUUA